AUGCAGAUGUUUGGCGCAGACCGUCAAUCCGACAGCUUCCAGACGGCAUCGAUCCCUCUGGCCCGAAGAGGCUCCUUGUAUGAAUCCAGAGUGUGGGGCACAGGCAAUUCGCCGCCACAGAAACAUUACUCCAUCGAUUUUUCAAUGUUGAACACUGCGCCCGAUGCUUACCUUGCUGCCGCUUCUGCUGCACCUGCCACUGGUUUGGCGGGUCAGAAUUACAUCAAUUCUUCCACACAGGGUCUCUCUCAAUUUAUCGGCGGUCCGGAAAAAACAGCUCCGUAUUCUAAUGCGGAGGCCAACGCUAUUGAUCCGAUCGAUUUCUCAACUGGGCCACCCUCGUUAAGACCUCCCCAGUCCUCAACUUUUCAGAAGAAUGGAAGCUUCAAUUACAACGGCUUUAGAGGCCGUGCGUUUUCGGACGUCUCUCCGAUCCAGAGCGCCAAUCUUCCACAUCCUAACGAUUACUAUAGCCCCUUGGCCACUUCGACACUGGGCCACCAGGUAUCACCAAUUCUCUCUGACGCCGCUGCUACAAGACAAUCUCCUACGCAACCAAACGUUGGAUUAAACGGAUUUAAUGGCUCCAAUCUCGGUGCGUUCCCACAAUCAUUGGCGUACUCAGGAGACGCACAAGAUAGACACUUUACUCAUAGACCAGAAUAUGUCGGGAGCAUUUUCAACUAUCAGUUUCCGACCCCAUCCUCAAAUACCAACCAGUUACGAAACGUUCAACAGCCAAUGGGCCAGAACUCGUUUCCUACACAUGACGAACAGUUACUCUAUUGGGGUGGUGUAAAUAAGAGCGGAUGGAAUCAGGCAAUUCCAAGUGAAGCCCACCCUGCUUCCUCUUACAAAGCUGGCUUUGAUCAAGCUGAGGCUUUGCAGGCUUACCGUCGCUACUCUUGCGGCGAACCAUAUAUUGCACCAAUGGCUGGCCAGUUGAGACAAAUGCAAUCUACUAAACAAUUCAAUUCUCAAAGCACUACAAAACCUAAGUUUUCAGUCACUAGCCUUGAACAAAAGAACAGCCAGAAUUAUGAAGACAAAAACUUAGAAAUUGUGCUGGAUUAUUUCACCGUUGAUGUUCAUCAGAGAGUCAAGGUUUCUGUUGACUUCUUUGACCAAAGAUUCAUGGAAGAGAAAGCUUAUUUGGAAGAUCUGUACCAGCUUCCUCAAUUUCCCUUGGAUUCCUCUGCAAGAAACCUGCAACUUGUUUUGGUCUGCUUCAAGGCUGGAAGACUCGAUGUCUUCUAUUUGCCAGAGGGCAAGCACAAUUUGAAGAGCAUUCAUGAGGGUGACUUGGUCAUCGUGGAAGCUGACAGAGGCCGUGAUUUGGGUAAGGUUGUCAGAAUGAACAUCUCUGUGGACCAAGCCAGACUCCUUAAACUCCUUCAAUUCUUAGAACAACUGGUUGCGCUAAACGAGAAGGGCACGGAAGACAUUACCAUGAGGUCACUUCUUCAAAGCUCCAAUCCUGGUGCCAAAGAUAGUGGUGUUUAUUUUGCACCUCCAACCUUGUACUGUCCAAAGCCUAUCAUUUCCUUAGCUCUGCGAACCGAAGUAACACUGCUCAUCAGCAAGAGUCAGGAUGAAGAGAAGGCAUGCAAGCUAAGCUUGGCUAAAAUAUCAAGCACUCUCAGUCUGCUCAAUGCCGGCGAGACGAAGGGCACACUCACUCUGGCUGACUUGUCCCAGAUGAGAUUAAUAGAUGCCGAGUACCAAUUUGAUCGGCGCAAGCUUAUUUUCUAUUAUUCGACACACAAACGAAUCGAUUUCAGAGAUUUGGUUCGUGAAUUGUUCCGGAUAUACAAAACUCGGAUAUGGAUGUGUGCGGUGACAGGAAUACCAUACCAAUCUACGAUGAAAAAAUCGACAUCAAGGCAACAAAGCAAGCUAGAUACCUCAGAGUCCAGACGUACAUCUGAAAGAAGUUCUAUGGGACUGAUUUCAACCUUGAACUCUGAGCUCUCGAACCCACUGAUUUUUGACGUGAAUGCUACAUCUGAGCUGGUCUACGAUGAAAUUCCACGCAAGUAUCAUGGCGCGCGGCCCGGACUCGAGGAAGAGAACCGCGGAAGUGGAGAGUCGCUUGUCUUGAAGUCUUUAGUUGAUACCCUUAACAAUUAG
Australozyma saopauloensis is the source of this 2130-nucleotide messenger RNA. RefSeq lists its product as uncharacterized. The transcript has a single exon. Gene Ontology annotation, cellular component: cytoplasm. NCBI's taxonomy places the organism in Eukaryota, Fungi, Ascomycota, Pichiomycetes, Serinales, Metschnikowiaceae. The coding region runs from base 1 to 2130 and encodes 709 amino acids. The record is from RefSeq and is a predicted model, not a curated record.